AUGAACCCCCCGAAUUUGCCCACGGGAAAACCUUGUUCGUUUCUAAUGAACAAAGAACGUCCACUCUCACGCCAAAACCCUCUCACAGUCAACAAAGAAUCCCGCAAGAUCACCAAGAAUCCGCCAUUGCCAAAACCUCGGAAAAUGAUCAAGCAGAUAGAAGAGCCUCGAAUUAUCUAUACCGUGCCUCAAAGAGUCAUCCACGCUUCUCCCCAGGACUUCAAAGACGCCGUCCAGCAUCUCACCAGUAUCAAGCAACCUACCGGAGUCAGUAAAGUUUCGCCCGCAGCGAGGCUGCCUUCGACCAAAAGAACGAGGUCUUCUUGGAGUAAUGGAGAUGCUGAUAUGAUGCGGAUGUUGGAUAAUGGGGUGCAAAGGAGUCAGUUUCCAAGACUCUUAUUGCCAGAGCCGGCGGUUUUGUCGUCGUUGCCUUAUGAGAAUUUUUUGCCACCGGAAAUGCCGCAAAUGCUGUAUAACAACUUUUUACCUCCAAAGUUGCCGCAAAUGCAGCAUUACAACUCUUUGCCGACGACUUUGCCGCAAAUACAGCAUAACAACUCUUUGCCAGCACCAUUGCCACCGGUUACUACGGAGAGUCUUAUGCAGGAGUUAUUUUCUCCGGGGAAUAAUGUACGGAUACCUCCAGAUUCUUUCUUGCCAUACAGUUGGCAGGAGAAACCGUCUGAUAUUUUCUCGCCAGUGACUUUGCCACAAUCAGAUGUAUUCUUGCCUGACACUGUCUCACCGUUGGAAUUUUUCUCGCCGGAGAAAUUGCUAGCCACACAGUUAGAUAAUUUCUUGCCAGAUAAUUGGCAGCCGUCGGAUAUUUUACUGGAAGACACUUGCCAACCGUCGGCUACUUUCUCGCCGGAGAGAUUGCCAUCGACUCAGUCGGAUAAUUUGUUUCCAGACAAUUGUCAUCCAUCGGAUAUUUUAUCGUCAGAAGCUUGUCAACCGACGGAUACUUUCUCGCCGGUGACAUUGCCAUUGGCACAGUCAGGAAACUUCUCGCCAGACAAUUCGUCACUGUCGGAUAUUUUAUCGGCGUACACCUCUGAACCGUCGGCACAAUCAGAUACUUUCUGGACAGACCCUUGGCAACCGAUACCGUUGGAUAAUUUCUCUCCGGUACCAUUGCAACCAACACCAUCAGACACUUGGCUAUCGUCGGAUACAUUCUCACCGGAGACAUCACAACCGAAACCGUAUGAGGUAUUUUCACCGGUUUUAGGCCAGCAGUCGCAGACGGUGUUGUCUUAUGAUGGCUUUUGGCCUGAGAACAGAAUCUUUGCAAAACCGCCUGAAUUUAUUCCUGCUGAUGUUGUUCCGCCACAGACGCCAUCAAACCAGUUCAAUUCUUUCAAUUACCACUAA
Molecule: messenger RNA, 1374 nt
Organism: Vicia faba (fava bean)
Lineage: Eukaryota; Viridiplantae; Streptophyta; Magnoliopsida; Fabales; Fabaceae
Source: the annotation of a GenBank genome assembly